AAAAGGAUCGUUGUUCCCACAUUCAAGUAUAAUGAUUUUUGAUUUUUGCUGGUAAGACUUACUUUGUGUUGAUAGCUUGGACGACGUCUCAAAUCACGAAAUCUGAGCACUCUUACAUACCCUGUAAUUAUCACCACCUUGCAAUCUUUUCCAUAUCCCGAGUUUCUAUCCAAUUCAUAGCUAAUAAAUGCGUUAGAAAAACUUCGUUCAUCGAUCUCUAAUUCUCAUACUCUCUCCACAGGCCUCGCAUAUCUCAUCAUGCCUAAUCGGUAAAUCAUCCUUCCUCAUCUUCGUCUUCAUCAAAACAAUACAAAUCCUGAAUUCCUAAUUGACAUAUCCAGAAGUACAAACGGCUCAAGCAAACCCGCCACAAAAAAGAUCCCUUCAAAAGUCUGCUCAUCGAAAUCACGAGGCCGAGUCGUCACAUCUCCUGGGACUUCAGAGGACGAGGUUCGCAAUGUCAGCAGCGAGAGAAGAUCGUCUGAUUUAGAAAAUUCUAAAGGUUCUACUUGCUCGGGGGAUUGUGGAAAGAUUGGUGGAUGUGGGAGGAAAGAGAAGAGUGUUAGUUUGGAGUUUUAACUUUGAGUACUGGAGAAUGAGGGAAGGGGCGAAUUUGGAGUGGAAUUUUGGUGGGAACCUGAUGAAUUAGAGAUGAAUUAUAUGGCGGAGGAACAAAUUUGGGUUUCUGAUUGCAUUGUGCGUUUUAGGUAUUUGGAGUUCUAGCUUUGGAGAGGAAGGUGGGCGGGCGUUUUGAGAUUUUGCUUCUUUGGUAUUGAUAGAAAGAAUGGAAGGGUCUGUUGAACCAUCAAAGUUGCAAAAAAACUCG
Messenger RNA from Sclerotinia trifoliorum, 826 nucleotides. Lineage: Eukaryota; Fungi; Ascomycota; Leotiomycetes; Helotiales; Sclerotiniaceae. The record is from the annotation of a GenBank genome assembly.